Molecule: messenger RNA, 1371 nt
Organism: Sodiomyces alkalinus F11
Lineage: Eukaryota; Fungi; Ascomycota; Sordariomycetes; Glomerellales; Plectosphaerellaceae
Product: putative proteasome subunit alpha type-2
Exons: 5
Coding region: 229-1077 (282 amino acids)
Biological process (GO): ubiquitin-dependent protein catabolic process
Cellular component (GO): proteasome core complex; proteasome core complex, alpha-subunit complex
Source: RefSeq, a predicted model, not a curated record
CGCGGCGCAAGUUUGCCUGGGGAGCUCUGGCACAGCAGUUACAUACAGGUACCUGCUGAUCUCGUUACUUCGUACGCUCAAGCUCUCGCAGCCUUGCCAACAACUUCAUUCGAUACCAACGCAACUCAGCAACUGUUAUUUGUCUGGCCCCAACCAUCCGCACUCUCCGAAAAGAAAGAAGUCCUUUAAACCGUCUCAUAUACUCCCCGGGUAGACUGCUUCCUCGACAUGGCGGACCGGUACUCGUUCUCGUUGACGACAUUCUCGCCCAGUGGAAAGCUGGUGCAAAUUGAGUAUGCACUCAAUGCUGUCAACCAAGGCGUCACAGCCCUGGGUAUCAAAGCCACCAAUGGCAUUGUUUUGGCAACCGAGAAGAAGUCGUCGUCACCGCUGGCCGAUCAGAGCUCCCUUUCCAAGAUCAGUCUCGUAACCCCGAACAUCGGCAUGGUCUACUCGGGCAUGGGACCCGACUACCGAGUCCUGGUGGAUAAGGCACGCAAAGUAUCGCACACGGGCUACAAGCGCAUCUACAACGAGUACCCCCCGACUCGGAUAUUAGUGCAGGACGUUGCCCGCGUCAUGCAGGAGGCUACGCAGUCGGGAGGUGUCCGGCCGUACGGUGUCAGUCUGCUGAUCGCAGGCUGGGAUGAGGGGAUUCUCCCCGAGGAGGAACAAGAAGUCAAGGACGCGGACGCGGUCGAGGACGAGGAGAAGAAGAAGCCAACUGGCAAGACGGGUGGUACGUUGAAGGGCGGGCCGAUGUUGUACCAGGUUGAUCCGUCGGGCAGCUAUUUCCCCUGGAAGGCGACAGCCAUCGGCAAGAGCGCUACAUCGGCCAAGACGUUCCUGGAGAAGAGGUACACGGAGGGUUUGGAGCUGGAAGAUGCCGUGCAUAUUGCGCUGCUCACGCUCAAGGAGACUAUUGAGGGAGAGAUGACGGGGGACACCAUCGAGAUUGGUAUUGUCGGGCCUCCGGCAGACCAUCUCCUCGGUAUUGAGGGCGUGGAGGGCGCCCAGGGUCCGCGGUUCAGGAAGCUGAGUCCUCAGGAAAUUGAGGAUUACCUGACGAAUCUGUAGUAGGCUUCCUCGUUUGGCGAGGGCUUUUUCACCGCCGCAUGUCGUGUACCAUAUCUAGUUCAGAAGGCAUAGGCAUAGAGAGGGACUGGGCAGAGCACAAGCGCAAGUCCGAUGGUUCUUACAUCACAUGUCACAGACAAGAGUCCGGGCCUCGAGUCGCUUCGGUUGUUGUGGGAGAGAUGCGGUAACAGAAUACAACACGAAAGACAACAAACUCCAGCGGGCAGUCCGCUGACGGGGUGCAUUGGCAUAAAGGCGGGCUGUUCAUUCGUGACUGUGUAGAUGAGGGCCAGA